AUGGGUAAACUAGUGGUGAAUCUAUCAAAACUUGCUACAAUUCUUCAACAGGAGAACGCCCCAAAAUCAUUGAGGGUAAUUGCCCAAGUGUAUAAAUAUGAUGUCUCGAGUGGAAUUCUCACCAUCGUUGAUAUACCGACUAGCCAUCUUGCUAAUAAUCGUGAAUCCAAGCUACCCGAGUGUCUGUGGAAGGUCGAUCUUCAGUAUGUUCUACCAACUAUCAAGUUGAAUCAAUCUGCCCUGUUCCAUUCUGGAGUGAUAGUCAACAUUGAUGCAAUUUACAAGGCAGGCUUUAAAGAUACGCUUAUUGCUUUCAACCUCUAUGAGCUGAAAGAACCCGAACUAGUUCUCAGUAAUUUACAGCAGCUACAACAAUUCGAAAGCAUUUAG
Messenger RNA from Brettanomyces nanus, 390 nucleotides. RefSeq lists its product as uncharacterized. Gene Ontology annotation, biological process: telomere capping. Gene Ontology annotation, molecular function: single-stranded telomeric DNA binding. Gene Ontology annotation, cellular component: CST complex. The record is from RefSeq and is a predicted model, not a curated record. The transcript has a single exon. The coding region runs from base 1 to 390 and encodes 129 amino acids. Lineage: Eukaryota; Fungi; Ascomycota; Pichiomycetes; Pichiales; Pichiaceae.